This is a messenger RNA of Eurytemora carolleeae, 3774 nucleotides long. RefSeq names its product solute carrier family 28 member 3. Gene Ontology annotation, biological process: nucleoside transmembrane transport. The coding region runs from base 1564 to 3348 and encodes 594 amino acids. Lineage: Eukaryota; Metazoa; Arthropoda; Copepoda; Calanoida; Temoridae. Gene Ontology annotation, cellular component: membrane. The record is from RefSeq and is a predicted model, not a curated record. The transcript has 4 exons. Gene Ontology annotation, molecular function: nucleoside:sodium symporter activity.
UUCAAUUCUAACAGGAUAUCCCAUCCUUGUCUUCAAUCCUACCAGGAUAUUUCAUCCUUCUCUUCAAUCAUACCAGGAUAUCCCAUCCUUAUCUUCAAUCCUACCAGGAUAUUCCAUCCUUGUCUUCAAUUCUACCAGGAUAUUCAAUCCUUCUCUUCAAUUCCAUCAGGAUAUCCAAUCCCCUUCUCUUAAAUCUUACUAGGAUAUUAUAUCCUUUUGUUCAAUCCUACCAUGAUAUUUCAUCCUUCUCUUCAAUCCUACCAGGAUAUCCCAUCCUUGUCUUCAAUCCUACCAGGAUAUUCCAUCCUUGUCUUCAAUUCUACCAGGAUAUUCAAUCCCCCUUCUCUUAAAUCUUACUAGGAUAUUAUAUCCUUUUGUUCAAUCCUACCAGGAUAUUUCAUCCUUCUCUUCAAUCCUACCAGGAUAUCCCAUCCUUGUCUUCAAUCCUACCAGGAUAUCCCAUCCUUGUCUUCAAUCCUACCAGGAUAUCCCAUCCUUCUCUUCAAUCCUACCAGGAUACCCUAUUCUUCUCUUCAAUCCUACCAGGAUAUCCCAUCCUUCUCUUCAAUCCUACCAGGAUAUCCCAUCCUUCUCUUCAAUCCUGAAAGGAUAAACCAUCCUUCUCUUUUUACUCCUACCAAAAUAUCCAUCCUAUUUUCCAAUUCCUCCACCAUUUUUUGUAUGGAAGUUUUUCCCAUUUCUUUACUUCAAUCCUAUUCAAGGAUAUCAAGCGUCUUCUCUGUCCAUGUUUAUUUCAGCUGAAUAUUGAACCCUGAAACCCUCAUCACCACUUAAUUGUUUCCUAGUUGCACCAUUUGUUAAAUCAUCUUCAUUGGUUCUUUAAUAUUCUUUUUUUCUCUACUCCCUUCAAUUCUCUCAUAGCACUAGGAUUUAACGAUACUUCCUUCCUUCUUCCUCCGAUUCCGUUCUAUACCAGGAUACUCUAAUACACUACUUAUCUUAAGAGGAAGGAUAUCCUAUAAUUACUCCCAGGCUGUCCCCUUCAUAUAAAUAGUUCCUAUCUCAAGUAUAUUAUGUUUGAAACUGAAUACUCCAUAAUUUUGUAAUUAUUUGAAAUUUAAACCUAGACCUACACUGAUGGUAUCAAUUAAAUACUAGAACUUCAGAAAAAUGUUUUUAAAAAACUGCUGAGCAUGGAUUGCGUGAUGUGGUUCUCAACCAAGCGGAAUUUCUAGAGAAGUUUUCAGACAAAAUAUCUUAAUUUCUAGUUGAAACAACCAUUAAAUAUAAAGUUGAUUUAGUAAAGUGCUGGCACGGUUGGGUUUAGUUUCCGUAGUGAGGAGAAGGGGAGAGCAUGAACCAGGAUGAGUAGAUGAUCUCAGAACUGAUCUCACCUUGAAUCUGGACUCAGAAAGAAUGUUGCUUUACUCGUCUUUCCAACUGUGUUCACUGGUUUAGUUAUCCACUGGAGUCAGCGCCGUCAAUACGCACAGUUACCCGUCGGCCUCGUUGUACUCCUUGACCUCAAGUACAUUUACCCAGCUGGUCAUUUCAGUAUUGAUGAAUUAGCUCUUGAAGUAAACUUGUGAAUCUGAGAUCAGUAUGAGCGGACCUAUUGACAUGAAAGUUAAUAAACUCCGUCCUAGUUACUCAAUAGAGUCCAGUGUUCAGAUUGAGGAGGACUCGGAGACACUGAACCGACGAAGCAGGUUUAGGAGAAAACUGAGAAAGUUCAACCUCACUCUUGCUCUGAAACUCUCCUUGAAAAUAGUUUUAGUUAUGCUGUAUAAUAUCUACAUUGUGUACGCUAUUCACUAUCACAAGGUGAACGGGAUGGAUAUGGAUUGGUGCGGAGGAUUAGGAUUUCUGAUAAUCAUCACAUUAAUCGUUUAUUUCUCACUCCUUUACUUCUAUAUUCUCAAACCGGGAUAUAAACGAUCCCACGUCAAGAUCAGGGUUCCGGAGAGAGCAGAGAGGGUUGUUAAACAUAGGUUCUUCAGCUACCUUGUUACACUUCUAGUGUUUGCAGCAUUCGUCGUAUUUCUGGUGGUAGAUACUGUGAAUGAUAGAUACAGGUUAGUCUCAGCUGGAGGAUUAGUUCUUAUCCUACUCCUAGGUUUCAUCUUCUCCACAUCCCGGAAAAGAGUGGUUUGGAGACACAUCAUCUGGGGGCUCUCUCUCCAGUUCAUCUUCGGCCUUCUCAUUCUACGCUGGGAGUACGGGAGAGUGUUCUUUAACUGUCUUGGGAACAAGAUUGAUACGUUCCUAGGGUUCACAGAUACAGGAUCCUCAUUCGUGUUCGGAUAUCUUGUAAACCAGAAACCAUUUCUUCCACACAAACUAGAAAACAACUCAAUAGCUCGGGAGGUUGCGGAGGAGAUAAACCGAAACCAUGCAGUAUCAACGGUGGUCGUCUUCAAGGCUCUAUCAACUGUUUAUUUCUUCAGCUUCCUGGUUUCCAUGCUUUAUUACUGGGGAGCUCUACAGUGGUUGGUUAUGAAGCUAGGAUGGUUACUCCAGGCUACAGUUGGAACUACAGCUUGUGAAUCCCUUAAUGCGUCUGCAAACAUUUUCAUGGGUCAGGCAACAGCACCGUUCCUAAUCAAACCAUAUUUGGCAGACCUAACCCUCUCCGAGAUUCAUGCUGUCAUGACAGGAGGGUUUGCGACAAUAGCUGGGACGGUUCUGGCCGCUUAUAUAAGUUUUGGUGUGUCAUCUGCCCAUUUAGUAUCCGCAUCCGUGAUGUCUGCUCCAGCUGCUCUCGCCUUUGCUAAACUAUUCUACCCGGAGACGGAGAAAUCUCGAACCAGAUCCGAGAAUAUUCAAAUUGAUCCUCCGACGGAAGCUAAUGUGUUGGAUGCAGCUACUCAGGGUGCUACUGCAGCUGGUAUCCUAGUCGUGAAUAUAACUGCAAUAGUUGUAGCUUUCAUUGCAUUUAUGACUUUUGUGAACAGUGUUGUUGGAUUCCUAGGAGACCAGGUUGGGUUGGAAAACCUCACCUUUGAUUCUAUCCUGGGUAAACUUUUCAUACCGUUAACCUUCUGUAUGGGAGUAGAGUGGAAGGAUUGUGAGAAGGUCGCAAGAUUAAUCGGAGUAAAAACAAUUCUCAAUGAGUUUAUUGCUUACCGGGAGCUGGGUAUUCUCAUCAAGGAUGGAGAGCUUUCUCCUCGCUCCGCAGUUAUUGCAACCUAUGCACUGUGUGGGUUUGCUAAUCCGGGUAGUAUUGGAGUACAGCUAGCAACCUUAUCCUCUCUGGCCCCUCAACGGAAAUCCGAUUUUUCCAAAGUUGUUUUCCGGGCUUUUAUUUCCGGAACUGCUGCUUGCUUCUUAACUGCUUGUAUUGCUGGAACACUGUUUGAUGAAUCAACCUAUAUUCCUUUUGAAUAAUCCUUAACCCUUCAUUCAUUGAUUCAAACUGAAUCAUUCUUAUUCAAAUUUAUUUUUAAAUUCGGACAAAGAUAAAACAGGGCAUUUUAUCCAUUUACUUUUAUAUUUUUUUAUAAAAGAGAUUUUUAUAAUAAAAAAACAAAAACUUACACAUGAUGUAGUGUAGAAAACUAAAACCUUUAAAAUCUUGUUUAUUUAUAAAGUCAAAAUAUUUAUAAAAUAUUGAGAAAGUAAAUAUUACUGUCAGUCAGCUCUAGAGACUUAAUCCUUGUGAUAUUCUACAAUUGUUGCGUUCAACUUGUGUUAUACUUAGUUAUAAAAUUAAUUAUAUUUUAUAUAACAUUAUAUGUAUAUUAAUGAAAUCAUGAACAAUUCACAAAUUGUUAAUGUUAUGUUAGUAAUAAAUCUAUUUGUUAAGAAUAUGAA